GCCUCGGUGCUCUUCACGACAGCUUGCGCUUUCGGACUGACUAUCUCCUCCUUACAGAGCGUUGGGAUCGUGGGGAUGAUGACGGUGAACUUCCCGGCCGAGCUGAGGCCCAUCUUCGACCUCUUGCAAGUCUUCGUCCUGGACAUCGACAGCUUGGCAUUCAGUUGCAUCGCUGGAAACUCUGCACCCGCCCGAUACACCUCUUCAGUUCUUUUCUUCCCCGCCAUGGUUCUGUGGCUCGUGGUGUGUUCGUUUGCGUCUCGCGGGCUGUCCGCCGAGCUUCGGUGGGAGAGAAGCAAGACCUGCAGCGUGAUCGGAGCCUUGCUUCAGGUGGGCUUCAGCACCAUGAGCUCGAUAUCCAUGGCGCCCCUAAUGUGCUUCAGUCACCCGAACGGCGUCCACAGCCUCCUCAAGUAUCCUAGCAUUACAUGUGGCACCGCUGACCACGCCAUCAUGCUGGCGAUGGGCCUCCUGCUCUUGAUUGUUGGGGUGUUGGGCUUUCUGGCCCUGUGCACCUAUGCGGUUCUCCUUUCACCAAGGUGGAGCGCCCAGGGGCAGCACACCAAGGUCAGGGCCUUCCGAUUCCUGCUCUUCCGCUUCCGACUGGACAGUUGGUGGUUCGGGGUGCCGUUGCUCAUCCGCGGCCCGCUGCUGUCACUUCCCAUCGCGCUGGCCACUGACUACCCGCCCAUUCAAGUUACGGCCAUGUCGAGCGUCUUCAUAGUCUUCCUGGCACUGGAGUGCCGUGCUUGGCCCUGGAAGGUUCCGCUCCUAAACGUCAUGGACGCAUUGCUCUGCCUGAUCAUGACGCUGCUUGUGGGCUCCACCUCGCUUCAUCUCGGACCCAUUGAGGGCGAAAUGAAGGACUUUGCCAGCAUCCUGGCCUCAGUUCUCAUGGGUUGCCUUGGCGUUGCUAUGGCUGCGCUCCUCUCAAUGACCGUGGCUGCUCUCGUCUACCGAGCUGCGCUGGGCGGGCAGCAAGAGCUCUUUUUCUUCAACUUGCGGAAGCAGCCCUCAUCGGAAGAGGUGUCAGAGCGGCUGAAAGCCUCGGCGGCCCGGAUACGGAGCAUGGAG
Messenger RNA from Symbiodinium necroappetens, 1074 nucleotides. The record is from the annotation of a GenBank genome assembly. Lineage: Eukaryota; Dinophyceae; Suessiales; Symbiodiniaceae.